AUAAGGAACAAUUAUAUAUGCAUCGUGAAAGUUAAAAUAAUAAAUUCAAUUUACUUAUGGUAGAAAAUGUUUGAGCUGUUUGUAGCUUGAAAAAUUUUCUACUCGCGUAAUUUUUAACUGCAUACGAUGUGCUACAUGUUUUAUUGUUAACGGAAUAGUUUUUAUUCUGGCCAUGUGAACAAAAAACAGUUAACGUCCGAAACACAUUGAUUUUCAAUCGAGAAUUUCUGUGACAUUUUCACAAUGCUGUUCGCGAUUGAAGUAAAUGCACAGAAUAUAGUUGGCAUGACACAUAACCUAGAAACACUUAACUUUCAAAACGAUUUGUGGAAAAGGUUUUGAUGUCAUUUUAUUCAGAGAUUUAAAACAUUAGUGAAUUAGUGCAAGUGAUAUUAAUAUUGGCUUCGUUUUGUUUGUUUUAUUCUACGCUUUCGUACGCUGUCUAUUAAUUUUCCUGCAAGAAUAACUAUUUAUCUUAUAAGUUUCUGUAUUUACAAGAGAAAUUACGAACAAUAUAAAUGACGGUAUGCGUUUGAUUGUGCAUUUCCAGAAGACACACUUUUAAUAAAGUAAUCGUGAGCAGUGUAAAUAUAUCACUGUUGUUGUGAAAAAUUCAGUUUGAUGCAUCUAUCAAAUAAUAACCUUGAUAAGUUCGAAAUGAAAAUUCCGUCAAGAAGAUAUUAAUGUUUCGAACUAUCUUCUCCUGUCAAAGCUGAUUGUAGGAUGCUUUUACAAAACAGUUCAAUCAAGGAUUAUUAUUUUUGUAAAAUCGUUAGAAAACGAAAGUAACAGAUAUCAUUACAAAAUAUAUGAGAGGAGUUUUGCAGAGGAUUAUUUCAAUACCAUGUGAAGAAGUUUUUGGUUAAAGUAGUCAUGGAUGAAAGGAGGGUAGCAGAUUAUUUUGUUAUCGCUGGUUUGCCCGGUCAAGAUAGUGAUUUUGAAAAUGAUAAUGAAACUCAAGAGAAAUUGGAAGAUUGGUACCAAGAGGGAACACAUGUCAAAGACAUGCAUAUGAAACCUCCAAUCACUGAUCUUGCCAUUAUAUUCCCAGCAUUAGGCGAACAAUGUCCAGAAGGAUAUACUUUGUUAGAGCAUACUGUUUCAGGUUUAUCAGCUGAUUUAAACCAUGGUAGCUUAAGAACAAAUGAAUGUUAUUUAUGUUAUCGGAGAGGGAGAGACAAACCUCCUUUAGUUGAUAUAGGUGUUAUAUAUGAUGGCAAAGAACGCAUAAUGCAAGAUGCAAAAAUGGUGUUGGAAACUCCUAAUGGACAUUUAGCAAAUGUGAACAAUUCGACAUCAAGAAUUUUUGUCACAUACAGACGGGCAAGUCAUAAAAUGUCCUGCAACUCUUUAGUCGUAACAGAUAUAUGUGUGAUCUUGAUGAAUAAAGGAGAAACACCACCACAUGCUUUUUGUAUUAUCAAUAAGAACUUGAACAAGGGCAUGUUGGGCAGCGAUGUAUAUUUGUGUUACAAGAAGUCCAUGAAUCGCGCGAAUCUAAUAUCAUUUAAGCCAACCGUUCUUUACAAAUAUCCGAUGUCUGAUUAUAAUAGUUUUGUUUUUCCAAAUUCUGUUGCAAUGUUCUGCUUACCAAUGGGAGCAACAAUAGAAUGUUGGCCAAAGAUGGUCAGUAAACCAAAACCAGUGUUUUCGACAUUUGUUUUAACUGUUGCCGAUGCGGCUCAGAAAAUAUAUGGUUCGGCGAUAACGUUUUACGAGGAGAUUGAAUUGGAAUUGGAUAUCUCCAAUUCGAAAGAGAAUCAACAGUUGCCCGAUAUUCUCGCGGAGAACAUUCAGAAUUCUGUUGACCACACAGAAAUCGAUAAGGAACAGUCGCAAGUAAAAGCGCUUAAGCGGACUGGAAUACUUAAGAAGCUUACCCAACUGCAAUUGGAGAAGCUGCAGUUGACGGAUCCCGCUUCUCAGUCGUUGAAUAUCAGUAAAUCAAUAUGCAUUCUGUCUCACUGGCCAUUCUUCGAUACGUUCGAGAAAUUUUUAGUUUUUCUACAUAGCCUGGUUAAUAACAAACCGCAGAACGUUCCUAUUGAGAAAUAUAUAGCAUAUUUUUUGUACGACAUACCGUUCCCGAGCCCACAGAGACCAAGAAUCCUUGUACAAUUAAGUAGCAACAACAGAUUAAUUUUAACACAACCGGAAGAUUUAGCGUUGCCUAGGUCCGGCGCUAGUUUCCGGCAAUUACUCACUAACUUAGGGCCUGACAAUUGUUUACUUAUAUUGCUGUUAAUAUUAACUGAGCAGAAGAUACUUGUACAUUCAUUGCGUCCUGAUGUACUUACAUCGGUCAGUGAAGCUAUCGCAAUGAUAUUAUUUCCAUUUAAGUGGCAAUGUCCAUACAUACCAUUAUGUCCAUUAGGUUUAGCAGAGGUGUUGCAUGCUCCGUUACCAUUUUUAAUCGGCGUGGAUUCUAGAUUCUUUGAUCUAUACGAUCCACCCUCUGACGUUAAUUGCGUUAAUCUGGAUACGAAUAAUAUAGCAAUUUGCGACGACAAGAAAUAUCUGAACGUAAAAUUACUGCCUAAGAAGGCAGCUAGACAACUUCGAAAUUGUCUAGAGCAUCUUUAUUCGAAACUGAUCUCUUUGGGAAAAAGUUAUUCAUCUAUGAAAGAUUUAGACGAUGAAGAGUUCAGCGUCGACAAAGAAUUUCAACAGAAGCGGAAGGAGCAAGCUUUGGAACUUGAAAUACAAGAUGCUUUUUUAAGAUUCACAGCUACCACAUUAAAAGGAUAUCGUGCUUUCUUAUUACCCAUCACGAAAGCUCCAACAGUUGGCUCAACGGAUCCGACUAGUUUGUUUAAUAUACAAGCGUUUCUCAGAAGUCGAGACAAAGCUCACGCGAAAUUUUAUAGCAUGUUAGUGAAGACACAGAUGUUUAUAAGGUUUAUAGAAGAAACGAGUUUCGUAUCCGAUAUGGAUAUGGCAGGUCUAGCGUUUUUCGACGAAUGCACUGAACGCGUUGAGGAUGAAAAUGUACCACUUCUGGAACUGGAUGAAUCUCAGCAUAGCGAACGAACAGUAUUUAUACCUCCACCGGAAGCUGGUCCGAGUCAAGCCCCGCUCAUUUAUCGCACAUUUAAAUUGAAUCCCGAUUUAAUAAGGCCACAGAAACAUUUCAAUAUAAAGAACGCGAAUUUAAGUGCCUUCGGUAUAAUACCAGGGAGUCCCAUGGCACGCAGAACGAAACACGAAAUUAAGGUGGCACAGAGGAUGGCACGCAAACAGGCAGCAAAGCCAGAUCGGUGGAGCAGAUGCCUGCUCGGAACCUGUUACAGUCUUUGGUUUCUACAUUUACCUGCGAUGUUGCAAGUGUCUACGCAGCCAGCCACAAUUUUACAUCAGGCAUACGAUUUAUUAGUUAAAAUGUCGAAAUUACAUCUUGAUCCUAUCGAAGAGGUCUGUUACAGAGCUAUGAUGCAACUUUGUGGUGUUUAUGGACAACCUGUCUUAGCUGUAAAAUUAUUAUUUCAUAUGAAGCGCAGCGGUGUUCAACCAAAUGCUCUUACAUAUGGAUUUUAUAACAAGGCCGUAUUAGAAGCAACUUGGCCAUCCGAUAUGACUAACUCCAGCCAAUUGAUGUGGAAUAAACUUAGAAAUGCCAUAGUUGGAGCUGCGUUAUUUAAAAGAGCUGGUAAACGCAGUGCUAGACGAAGGUUAAGUUCGAAUGCAGAUUUGUUAACUGUGGAUGGUAAAACCGCGAAUAUGGAACAUGCAUUUUCUAGGUCUAGUCUUGACAGCUCUCAUUCUCAAGACACAGAAGCUGCACACAGCGAUUCUACGAAAGGAAGUUCCACUUCGGAUUUACCAGAAUACGGACCAUUUGAAAUAAAAAAGCUUCCACGACAAAACAGUAUAGUAAAAGACUCUGUGGCAUUAAAUGCUAUGCAAAUAGAGGAACUCAAUAAUUCAUCGAUGACGCAAAGGUUGAUUCCGAACUUAGAAUCACCGUUGAAGAGUCCUAUACGCACACCAGUCACCGAAAAUGAUCCGUUGGGUGCCCUAAUUAAUGACGAGACGCCGAUCGUCUCGCCUUCAGAGGAGAACGAUUCGAAUUGCUCAACGUGUACUCUAACCGUUUUUAAUAAUGUCGAAGAGAGACCGGGAGGACCACUUUUAUUUCGAAGCAAUGUCUUGCCACGUAGUGCAACAUUUCAUCAAUCUAUAGAUGAAACAACCGGUGUCGCAAUCGGUGGCCACUUACAAAGAAGCGAAACAAUGCCCCAUUCUGUGGCGCAGCAAGGAGAACAAGAUAAAGAGAGGGAAAGGCUGGUAGAGUUGAGCAGUCUUUGGUCUCAAAAGGAUAGUGUUACCUCCAGUUUAUCCAGCCUAGGGUCUAGUUUGAAGCUUAGUUUCAACACUACAAGUUUAACAGGGAAGAAAUCCAAUGAGCUGAUACUCGGUGGCUUGAAUAGUUUAAAAUCGGCCGCCACGACAGUGGUGAAAAAAUUCGACGUAAUUAAAGAAGCCAUUUCUGCGACCAGCACACCUGUAAAACUUAAAGAGCGUGAUUAUAGAAUAGCGCAUGGAGCGUCGCACGAAUCGCUGGAUUCAAUGACUGAUGGAUCUGUGCAAGAUCGGAACGAAGCCCUGAAAAUGGCUGGUGACGGAAAUCUUGAUUCUUAUGCUUUGGACGACCUAGAAUGUUUAUAUUCAAAAGGAUCAAGAGAACUCGACGAACGAAUCGCUGUUGAGCUUGUACUGUCUAGUGCAAGUCGGUGUCAUCAUUGUGCCUCCAUACUCUACGACGAAGAGAUCAUGGCUGGUUGGCAACCGGAGGACUCGAAUUUAAAUACUGUCUGUCAAUAUUGUGACAAAGCAACAGUACCUUUGCUGACUAUAACGAUAUUAGAUUAUAGAUGCGAAGAAAACGAAAGGAAAAACGAUCCUUUAAUGGGAGCACUAGUUGAACUUUUGGACAAACCGAAAGAAUUAUUGGAACCCACCACAGUGCCAUAUUUGAACCCUUUAGUUCUAAGAAAGGAGUUAGAAAGUGUCUUAAGCCAAGAAGGUGAUACAUGUCUUACAAAGCAUAAGUUUAUCGAAGAACAUCCAAUUGUGUAUUGGAAUCUUAUAUGGUACUUUGAACGAAUUAAUUUAACGAGUCACUUGCCAGAUCUAUGGUUAAGUAACGAUAAGAAACACGAACAAAUAAACUAUGGUGCAGUAGGUGUUAAAACCAUGUGGGACAACGAGAGACUUCAUAUGGAUCGUCUGCCUAUGUACCUCCAAUGGAAAUUUAAUGUUGCAGAGGAUAAAACGUUAAUGCAGUCAGUGAUCACGCAUGUUCGUCGAAAUGAUCUAGCGGAUCCUAUUAAAAGAGUGGCCUUAGAAAGAAGCAGAAAUCAAGCACUUGACCAACCUCUAUUUUCUAUAUACCGUGAUAUCUUGUUUUUGGCAUUUACUGUCUUGGGUAGAGGGAAUAUUGAUCAAGGUGUUUUCGACAGAGAAUAUAAUUUAUCAUUAGACAGAUUAUCAGAAGGUGAGGAGAAGCUGUUGUGUAAACUUGAUGCUCCACCCUCGAUGAUGUCAGUGUGUUGCAGACAUUAUUUUAAGCAACUGAGCGUGUAAAAAUAAAGAGUAAAAGGUAUAAAAAAAUGGUGUAAUAUAUUGUGAAAAUCAAUAGAACAUUCUGGAGAAACAUUACAGGUUUAUCUGUUCAAGUCUGAUUUCGAUAUUCGUAGCGAAUCGAUUUUCUUUUUUAGAUGAACGCGUGUGCGAUCAUUUACCACGAAAUUUUCGUGAGGGCACUCGAUAUAUCUCGAUGAAUUCGCUUAACAAAUACGAAUUAUACACUUCUUUUCAUAUUUGAAGUAUGCAAUUUACUAUAAAUAAUUUUUUUAUUUAGAAAGUAGGCUGCGCAUACAAUUUCUUAUGGCAAUAUGUGAAUACCUACUUAGUUGUAUCUAUCAACGUGAUAUUAAUAAUUUUUCAGUACCAAAGAAACUGACUUGAUCAUAAAACUGUAGAUUCGAUUUCUUUUUAAUACGAAAUAUACGAGGUUAUGCGGUACGCAAGUAUCGCGACACGAAUUUUCUAAUUGGUAUUAAUUUCAACAAUGUUCGCUUCGUAAUUACACGGAUUAAAUGACUACGGUUGCGUUUCGAAACACAGAGGGUAGCAAUAGGACUCUUUACGUCUAUGUAACAUUAACAAAAAAAAAGACAAUAUUAAUUUUCUUAUAUUUUAGUUGGAACAAUUUAAAUAGUUUAUGACUAAUAGUUGAAUAAUUUACGCGUUCACGAUGAAAAGUGCUUGAAACUAUAACAUCGACUCUCAUUUAUUACUUUGUAGUGUUAGGUGUACAAAAACAGAUUAUUUUUACGAAUUUGUUGCAUUGAAAAAGAAAUAGUAAUUACUUGUCUAGUUCUUUGUUCUCAAUUCAUGAGUAUUCAUUUUAUUUUUGCAAGCUUUGAUAUUUAACAACACAAAAUCGUAUUUCUGUAGGCUAGUCAAUAAUACGGAGCCGCAAUUAAUAAUAAGGGAAAGGAUUCUCUUGAAAAAUUUUCGAAAGUAUUCUACACCUUCAAAUUUAGGAAAAUUCUAUAAUAGAGAACUUUACUUGCGAAGACUUAUACUUCUAAAAUGGACCGAUGUUUGUUAAAUUUGUUAUUAUUCUUGUGUUUAGAAUACAAUUGCAAAUUUUUCCGCGGGUUUUUGGCCAUGCUGUAAAAAAAAAUUCGACGUGACUUAGAGAAUUCUAACAUUUUAUUAUUUUCGUACAUUUUUAACAGUGCCCGCUUGGAAAAUAAUGUAAAACAAUUAUAAAUUAAUAAAUGCGAUCUUUUAAUUAUGUACAGACACGAA
Molecule: messenger RNA, 6819 nt
Organism: Megalopta genalis
Lineage: Eukaryota; Metazoa; Arthropoda; Insecta; Hymenoptera; Halictidae
Source: RefSeq, a predicted model, not a curated record